Aphis gossypii (cotton aphid) is the source of this 558-nucleotide messenger RNA. It is a transcript of the gene SIFa, whose product is annotated as FMRFamide-related neuropeptides. The record is from RefSeq and is a predicted model, not a curated record. The transcript is spliced from 3 exons. NCBI's taxonomy places the organism in Eukaryota, Metazoa, Arthropoda, Insecta, Hemiptera, Aphididae. Bases 181 to 408 code for a protein of 75 amino acids.
AUACAAUUUAGAACAUGCGUGAUAUCGUCUAUAGCUCUAUAGAUUUGAAAUAAUCGUGAAAAGGUACUAUAAAAGGAGCCCGGUCAUCGCAAUACGCCAACAAGUCACUCGAGUUCUCGACAAGACAACAUCUUCGCUCUUCAAAACUAAACACCUAAAGAAACGCCGCCUAAUUUCAACAUGAACUUCAAGUGUACAGUAGCCGUUUUCCUUUUGAUGGUAGUGUUGAUGUUUGCCACGGACUCUACAAACGGGUUCAGAAAACCGCCUUUCAAUGGUAGCAUCUUCGGAAAGCGAACAAUUUCUUAUCCGGAAUAUGAAAAUCCUGGAAAAACUAUUUACACCAUGUGCGAGAUCGCGUCGGAUGCGUGCCAGAAUUGGUUCCCUGCAACCGUAGAAAAGAAAUGAAGGGCCCGCGCCAUCACCCAGUAGAAAACAAGACGUCAACCUGCGACGUUUCAAAUUCAAUAGGAAUUCAUAGAAAAUAUGUAGUUGAAUGAACCGUGUUUUUGGAAUUUUUUUUUCUAAUAAAAUGCUUGUCUGAUUUAAAUCACAAAA